Messenger RNA from Galleria mellonella (greater wax moth), 2808 nucleotides. RefSeq names its product KRAB-A domain-containing protein 2-like. The record is from RefSeq and is a predicted model, not a curated record. The transcript is spliced from 3 exons. Bases 626 to 2002 code for a protein of 458 amino acids. NCBI's taxonomy places the organism in Eukaryota, Metazoa, Arthropoda, Insecta, Lepidoptera, Pyralidae.
UGCGUUUGCUUUAUUUAUUUAGUUUUUUUUAUUACGAAAAUCUAAAAUUCUUAAAUUAAAAAGAUAAAUAUAUGGGCAAGUAUUUAUUACCAAUUUGUUUUUUACAAGAAUUAGACUAGUAACAUCUCUAAAAAUUUAAACAACUCUCUGUAUAUUGUAAAGAAAGAAAAAGGAAUGUAAAUAUUUACAUACUUCGGUGUUUAAUGAAAUGUGAGGAAAAUAUUCAAAAUUACUAUCCAAAAAACAUUGUGCUAACAAAACAUAAGAUCAGAAAUGUGGUAAUUCAGUGUUUACUAUUACAAAUGGUGUGUAAGAGAUUACAUUCAACUAUAUAUGAAUCAUCAGGCCUGGAAUCUUGUCUAGACAGAACAUGAAAUUUGUAUUCUGUUCUCAGUAUGACAAUUUACAUAUAGCAGCAUAUAAUAUAUACUCUAGAUACCACCACUAGAAUCUAAACAAUAUUGUUAUUAAUAUAUCUUUGAUAGUGCAUAAAUGUGGGUAAUUUAUGACUGGAAUGUAAAUUCUUGGAAUGAACCUGUUACAGAAGUAUUGCGACUGAGACGGUUAACACUUUGUAUCAGGUGGGCCAUUAGCUUGUUUGCCGGUCUUGGUCGAAUAAAAAAAAAUGCCGCAACGAGGACGCCGUAUUGUUUUCAAUUAUGAUUCAGCUAGAAAGAACUAUUUGCAAAGAAUAAGAAUUUUUUAUAAAAACAACAGUGUUAGUAGAAAAGAUAGAAGCUCAUUGGAUCAUGUAAUAAAAGAUAUACUAUCUGAAGGUCAACACAGUAAGUUCGCCAAGAAAUAUGAAGUUGUAAAGGAGAAUGGCAAAAAGAUUUUAAUAUUGCGCAGGACUGAGAAAUCAAGAGGGAUUAUUCAAGUAAUACCACCAGAAGAAUGUUUUGAUAUACUAGUGGAUGUGCACAGAAUCACUGGCCACUGUUAUAGUAAUAUGAUGAAGGUCAUAAACAAAUAUUACAGCAUACCUAGUUUUUGUGUCAACCUUUUCUUCAGAGAAGUGAUAAAAUCAAUUUCCACAAAUGAUAGUUUAAAUAAUAAAGAUAACAAAGACCACACCCAAGUAGAAAUUAUUGAUAUGAGCAAAGAACCUGAUGGUAAAUUUACAAAGAUUCUCUUGUAUCACAAUAAAAGGACAGACUUCAUUGUGUUGAAACCUAUUAUGAAUAAUGACCCUAACGAAGUAGCAUUGGAGUUAUUGAAUAUAUUCCUAGAUUUUGGUACGCCCGCUAAAUUGUUCUUGUUAAGGGUAUCAUUUCUGUUUUUCAAUGAAGUAUUAGAUGUAUUGAAACAAAUAUCUCCUAAUUUUGAACAUUUGGUUGUUGAGACAACCCGACAUUACAAUAUGAAAUUCCAAACACUUAUUACUAAGAGCCUCGACAUUUGGAUGACGACGUGUGGCAGCAAGAAUUGGUCAAUUGCAUGUCACGUAUUGCAAUGGAAAUUAAACACUAGAAAAUUAAAUGAUGAAGGGAAAACACCUUAUACGAAUAUGUUUGGGCCGUGGCCGUCAAAAUGUGAACUCGUUGAGAAAGAUAGUUCUCAAUUUACAGAUAAUAUUAUAGAGAAGUUUCGUUCAGAAAAGGAUCCCGGUGUAAUCAAUGUUGAUCCAGAUGACGAAAUUAAUAAAAACUUAGAUACUAAUGACACUGUAAUGGAGAUAGAUGAUGAUUCUAAUUCAGACGCGUCUAAUGAAAAUGUUAAUAUUGAUGAUAAUGAUAAAGAAGAAAUGGUCAGUCUUGAUGAAAUUAAUACAGAUAACAUAUCACAGAGUGAUGAUGUCGAUCCGCUUGGUGCAACGUUAGAACCAGUGCCGUCUACGUCGAAACAAGCAGACGAUAAUACUGAUUCGUGUUGCUUAUGUAAAAAGCGAAUACUUAUUGCGCACGAGUGCGGACAGUGCAAGAAACCUUUACACAGAUCGUGUGGUAAAACAGUGUCAGCUGACGAUUCUGUUUUAAUCAGUUGUGAAGAAGAUGAAGAAUAAGCCUUAUAUUCUAUAGAACACGACCUUUUUUUGAAAGCUUUUCAUUUUCACAUUUCGAAAUGUUUUCAUAUGUUCCUUAAGAUACCUAAUUUAGUUUACGUUUAAGUUACACGAUAAUUAAAUUAAUUUACAUUUGAUUUCAUGACUACUUUGUUUACUAGGUACCUAUCGGAUUUUUUUAUGAAUGUACCUAGAAUGUUAAGUAUGGAAGAUUGGAGUGGAGACUUCUAAUAAUUCAAAUUAAGUCAGGCUUCGACUGAGGACAUAUAUAUGUAUUUCUUUUGUUUAAAAUGUAUCAAGAACAAAAAUAUGACUUGGUGUACAGUAAGCAGAUUUAGGAUGAGUAUUUUGUAAGUUCAUAAUUGUUAUGUUUUUGUUAGUAGUCGCAUCCAAAAUUGUUUAGUGCAUUGUAACUAAAUAUAUAGGAGGGAGAAGGGAUUGUUAGUGAUGUGGAUUAUCAGUUCCAUUGCUAAUAAUAUACCCUAACAGGUCGACCUCCUCCUGGUCUCCCCUGGAAACUAUCGUGCUGAAUUCCAAGUGUAUUCAUCAGGAUGGGCUAACUGACCUGCCUUUUCAUCCUCACCUAUCAUCUAUCAAUGGUGCCCCGCCAGCGUAUAUCGUUAGCGCAGCCGGGGUUACCAUUCCAUUAUCAUCCAUUAAAAAAAAAAAAAAAAAACUGAGUAUAUAGGUACACUUGGUUUCGAAAAAAUUCAAGACUGAUUAACUUGUAAAUACUAUUUAUUGUAAAUAUCAUCUGUCUUUAACAUAUAUAAACUUUAUACGAAUAAAGCUAUAUAAAAUUAUAA